Tympanuchus pallidicinctus (lesser prairie-chicken) is the source of this 4021-nucleotide messenger RNA. RefSeq names its product phosphodiesterase 6B (gene PDE6B). The record is from RefSeq and is a predicted model, not a curated record. Gene Ontology annotation, biological process: retina development in camera-type eye; signal transduction. The coding region runs from base 1 to 2511 and encodes 836 amino acids. NCBI's taxonomy places the organism in Eukaryota, Metazoa, Chordata, Aves, Galliformes, Phasianidae. Gene Ontology annotation, molecular function: protein binding; 3',5'-cyclic-nucleotide phosphodiesterase activity. The transcript is spliced from 22 exons. Gene Ontology annotation, cellular component: photoreceptor outer segment membrane.
AUGAGCAUUAGUGAAGACGACGUGGAGAAGUUUCUUGAUGGCAACCCUGCUUUUGCCAAGCAGUACUUUGAGAAGAAACUGAAAACAGAGUCCUGCGAUGACAAUGAAAGUGAAAUUCUUUUUGAGUUGAUACAAGACAUGCAAGAAAGCAUCAACAUGGAGAAAGUUGUAUUCAAGACUUUGAGAAGAAUCAGGUCCCUUAUUCAUGCUGAUCGCUGUAGUCUUUUCAUGUACAGGCAAAGAAACGGCACACCUGAACUUGCAACAAGGCUUUUCAACAUUCAAGAGGGAAGCACACUGGAGGAAUGCCUGGUUUCCCCUGACUGCGAGAUAGUCUACCCACUGGACUUAGGCAUUGUGGGCUACGUUGCACAAACCAAGAAAACCAUGAACAUCCAGGAUGUCAGUCAGUGUCCCCAGUUCAGUUCAUUUGUUGAUGAGCUCACCGACUACACUACAAAAAGCAUCCUUGCAACACCCAUCUUGAAUGGCAAAGAUCUAGUUGCUGUCAUUUUGGCUAUUAAUAAGCUGAACGGCCCAUUCUUCACCAACUCUGAUGAAACACUUUUCCUGAAGUACCUGAAUUUUGCUUCCCUAAACCUGAAAAUUUAUCACUUGAGUUAUCUUCACAACUGUGAAACUCGAAGAGGCCAGGUGCUGCUGUGGUCAGCUAACAAGGUCUUUGAGGAAUUGACAGAUAUUGAGAGGCAAUUCCACAAGGCCUUCUAUACAGUGAGAGCAUAUCUGAAUUGUGACAGGUACUCAGUAGGCCUCCUGGACAUGACAAAGCAGAAGGAAUUUUUUGAUCUAUGGCCUGUCCUGCUGGGAGAAGUUCCCCCUUACUCAGGACCUCGCACUCCGGAUGGCAGAGAAAUAGUCUUUUACAAAGUCAUUGAUUAUAUAUUACAUGGAAAAGAAGACAUUAAAGUCAUCCCAAAUCCUACGCCAGAUCACUGGGCACUAGUUACUGGACUGCCAACAUAUGUGGCUGAAAGUGGGUUUAUUUGCAAUAUUAUGAAUGCUGCUGCAGACGAGAUGUUUAACUUUCAGGAAGGUCCUCUAGACGAAUCAGGAUGGACUAUCAAAAAUGUUCUCUCCAUGCCAAUAGUCAACAAAAAGGAAGAAAUUGUUGGUGUUGUCACAUUUUUUAACAGAAAAGAUGGGAAACCAUUUGAUGAACAGGAUGAGACCCUGAUGGAGUCCCUGACACAGUUUUUGGGCUGGUCAGUACUCAACACAGAUACAUAUGAUAAGAUGAACAAACUGGAGAACCGGAAAGAUAUCGCCCAGGAUAUGGUGCUCUACCACGUGAAGUGUGACAAGGAUGAAAUUCAGGAAAUUCUGCCAACACGAGAAAAGCUGGGGAAGGAGCCAAGCGAGUGUGAGGAAGAGGAGCUGGCAAGUAUUCUGAAAGAGCAACUCCCAGGGCCCAGCAAGUUUGAAAUCUAUGAGUUCAGGUUCUCAGAUUUCGACUGCACUGAACUGGAGCUUGUGAAGUGUGGCAUUCAGAUGUACUAUGAGCUUGGCGUGGUGAAGAAGUUCCAGAUCCCACAGGAGGUUCUGGUGAGGUUUGUGUACUCUGUCAGUAAAGGCUACCGGAAGAUAACGUACCACAACUGGCGCCAUGGCUUCAACGUUGCACAGACCAUGUUCACACUUCUCAUGACAGGCAAACUGAAGCGCUACUACACAGACCUUGAAGCCUUUGCAAUGGUAACUGCUGCUCUGUGCCAUGAUAUAGACCACAGAGGAACCAACAACCUCUACCAGAUGAAAUCUCAAAAUCCUUUAGCUAAACUUCAUGGAUCUUCAAUUUUAGAGAGACAUCACCUGGAUUUUGGAAAGUUUUUGCUCUCUGAAGAGUCACUGAAUAUAUGCCAGAACCUCAACCGGAGACAGCACGAGCACAUGAUUCAUCUGAUGGAUAUUGCCAUUAUAGCAACAGAUCUGGCACUCUACUUCAAAAAAAGAACAAUGUUUCAGAAGAUUGUUGAUGAGUCUAAGACAUAUGACAGUACAACUGCCUGGACUGACUACCUGUCUCUGGAGACGACAAAGAAAGAAGUUGUCAUGGCCAUGAUGAUGACUGCCUGUGAUUUGUCAGCAAUCACUAAGCCUUGGGAAGUCCAGAGUAAGGUAGCUCUCCUGGUAGCAGCAGAAUUCUGGGAGCAAGGGGACUUAGAAAUAAGCGUCCUUCAGCAGCAGCCCAUUCCCAUGAUGGACAGGAGGAAAGCUGCUGAACUCCCAAAGCUUCAAGUGGGUUUCAUCGACUUUGUGUGCACAUUUGUCUAUAAGGAAUUUUCACGUUUCCAUGAGGAAAUUCAGCCUAUGCUUGAUGGGCUGCUGAACAACAGGAACGAGUGGAAGACCCGUGCUGAUGAGUAUGAUGCAAAGAUGAAAGCUCUGGAGGAAGAGAAGAAAAAGGAGGAAGAGAAAAUGGCUGCGCAGAAAGAUGGAAUAACCUGCAACGGAGGAACAGCUCCAAGUUCAAAAACCUGUAGUAUACUUUAGAUCUAUUUCCAAGGCAAUUCAUCCACCCAAAAUGAGAAUGCCCAUGUUUAGAAACAAACAACAACAACAAAAAGUCCUGGCUUAAAAUAUAUAUUCCUGCUUGGACAAUUUUAAUUAGGCUUAUGACCAACCAAGGAAGGGCUAGAUCUCGUUUGCCUUAAUUGCAUCUCUUCUUGAUGCUAAGGGACCCAUCCUGUCCUGACUCUCACUGCAUUUAACAUACCUGAUGGUGUCAGAUGGCACAUGGCAAGUCAGAGCAAUGUUUGGCCCAAUAUAUCAGGUUGCGUGGCCACAGAAGAAACACUGCUCCAGCACUGAAAUACUGCAGACCCCAAAGCUAACAAAGCCAGUGAAUCUCCCAGAUUGUCCAUGUGUGCAAGGAAUAGCCUGCAGAGUAGAAAAAGUGAAGAACAGCUAAAUUUAUAAUAUCUAAAUCUCUGUCUUUGAGGAUAUCAGAAAGAAAUCUGUAGGUGGGGAUGAAGCAUGAGAACUUUUGAGCUGUUCUAGAAGGCUACAUUUCUCUGUAAGUCCAAGGAAUGCACAUAGUAGUAAUUCUGCAUUCACUUUGGGAAUUUGGGUUGGCUGCUGCUGUACGCAUGAUCCCUCAGCUGCAAGACCCAGUAGAUGCUGGCUUCACAAACAGGACCCACGUUGUGCACGAUCGCAGGCUCUGUGCUGUGACAUGUGGCUGUGAGAAGGCAGUGUCAUCACUACCCACUGCAGCGCCUCAUACAGUUACCCACACAACCUGAACUGUGGCAUCUGACUUUGUUCUGUUUUACCUUGUGAUGCCAGUGCUAUCUAACACAUCCUCCUUCGAUUGGUAUCAGCCCUCCUCCUUUUCUCCUCCUGUUCGAGAUGUCUGAUUUUCUCAGUCCACUUCAAACUUCAAAAGAGUGAUGAAUUCUACUCCUUUAUUUAAGUUAAUUAGUUUUCCUGUUUAUUAAUGUAACCAUGUUAGAAUACUCUUAUCGUAAAGACCCUUCUCUACUCCCCUGCCCUCUCUCUCUCUCUCUCUCUCUUUUACUCAGAGCAUGGCGGGCACGUCAGCCAUGUAAUGAGAGUUCUGAUUUGUGGGGAUCUUCUUCUAUUACUCCUGCUACCUUCAGUAUUUUUAUCCCUCAGUAACUUAUUUUGCAUUACAGAAGUACUGUAAGUAGAAGGAAAUUAUAGCCAUAGCAGUAUCUGGUGACUGUUUGUCCAGAUCCCAGUGCACUAAGAAGUAAUCUUCUGUCGCUAUGCAGCUAUUGUGUGAGCAGCAAGUUGUCCUUCAAGAGAACACAAAAACCUCUCCACUUGCUCAAAAGCUAAAUAUGCAGCUAGUAGUUGGUUCGUGUUGUAUAUCUCAGCUUCAUCUGCAACCACGUAGGAGGCUUGCAUCACAUGGCAGCACUUCCAGGACACCAAGCCAAACAAGUUGUUUCCAGUGGGCAAUAUGCCGUGAGAUGAUCUUAUUGUGGUGUGCUAAGAAGUGGGUUCUUAAGAUCACUUCAAGUCAUUGUAAGCUAAA